This is a messenger RNA of Angiostrongylus costaricensis, 2637 nucleotides long. The record is from the annotation of a GenBank genome assembly. NCBI's taxonomy places the organism in Eukaryota, Metazoa, Nematoda, Chromadorea, Rhabditida, Metastrongylidae.
CUUAAAUAUUGCCCAUGUAUGAAAGACUGCAUUACAAGAAUCAGCUCUUUUUUAACGAUAACGCAGUGUUGCUUACUUGUCUGCAAGCAGUGGAACGUGAAGAUAAGGCGUAGACGAGACACAGUGGUGGUGAUGACUCGAGAUGAGACGACGAAUUCAACAACAAUUCGUGAAUUUAACUUUUUACAUAUCAACACCACUGGCACGUGCCAUAUGAUCAGCGAUCUUCGUGCGUCCACUCGUUAUAUCGUCUAUGUGACAGCCAGAAAUGAAUACGGUGCAAGUGUGCCAAGUGUUCGUUCAAUUGCCAGCACAAAUGCGCACAUGGUGAAGAACAAUGACAGUAUUCCAGAUGUGAUGAAGUGCUGUAAAGUGAACAAAGUGUCGGAAUUCUGUCGUUCAAAGAUGUGCAACGUAGAGACUUCACCAAAUGCGUUCGCAACCGUCUCGAUCGCAACCACCUGUCGUGUCGAGUGGCCAAAGGUGUCACCGUGUCUGGCCGACGGUCGUAACCAUACGGAAUGCUGUCGCCGCAAAGGUGUCCAGGAAGACUGCUUGUCAAUUUGUGCCGGAUCUACUGAAACACUCGGUGUUCACUCGGUUUUGUGCCUCAAUCUUGAUCUCCAGGCUAUUUAUCAAUGUCUUAGAGAGGGUUAUGAAACGCAUCCUUCUCCACCAGUAAACGUCACUGUCACUUCUACUAGUGACUCGUCAGUUGAAAUAUCAUGGGAGGAACCGAACUCGAAUGCUCAUCUCGUUGAGACGUACACGUUGCUGAUUAGGAAAACUGAGCACGGAGCGCCAAUCCGGGAGGUGCAUAACGCUGUUUCCCCUCAUACCGAGAUCGGCCUCGAUCCGGACAGCGAGUACCUGGUUUCUGUUCGAUCGAAUUCCGAAAAGGGCCAGUCAUUACCAUCGACAUCUGUCCUUUUCUACACUAAAUCGAAUAGUCGAGGAGUGUGCCUAAUUGGAGAACCGUUGCUAAUUUCAGAAGCUCGACCGUUUCUCUGCAGUUCGAGCCAUCCUUGUCCGCUCGGUUUUCAGUGUAUGGACGCCGAAGACGAAGGUUUUUGUUGCCAAAAAGACUCUGGAAAUUCGAAUGACGACUUCCAAGACUGCUGCCGUCAUCAGAAAGUGUCACCCGAUUGUCAGUCAACUUGCUAUUUCAACGUCACACUUCCAGAACGCUGUCGACGUGAUCUAAACAAGUGGGUCCAGUGCGCAUCUGAGGGUCGUGAUCAUUCUCGAUGUUGUGAGAUGGAGAACGUCCCAAAGGAGUGUCUCACUGGUUGUCGACACCCUUUCCAGGUGGCGGAUUCGUGCUUCGUUGCAUUGCCGAGAUUCUCAACAUGUUUCUCAGCGCCUCAUCUUGGCCUGCCACAGCCGGUUCAACGUCUGAAGGUGACAUUGAUCACUUCCGAUUCAGCGCUGCUCAUCUGGCAAGACUCCGAUUACAGUGUUACCGGAUAUAAAGUGGAGGUAUUUGAAGUCAUAAAAUCAGAAAGCUAUCGUUUGGAGAAUCUUUCGCCAUCUACUGAAUAUCGAGCCAGAGUGAUUAGUAAGAACGAACAUGGCGACGGUCCGCAGUCGUUCAAUAUCACCUUCACUACCCUGCCGCUAAGAAUUGCCGAUGGUGAUCGUCCGAAAGCUCCAGACGGUCUGAGUGUUGUGUGGAAUUAUGGGAAUCGUGUAAAUAUCACUUGGAAUCCGGUCACUUUACGUAUGGAUGAACGACCAGUUACCGGUGUCGUCACAUACACACUCUACUAUGUGGAAGUUGAAAAAACUGGGCAGUGGACUACGAUGCAAACGAAUAGCACCUGGUUGAUCAUAAAAGAUCUAACACGAGAUGCACUGUAUUCCAUUUAUGUGAUGGCAACGGAAAAGGAGAAAACUAGCCGAAGUUCAUCGGUGAUUACAGUACUCGCGCAGCCAGAUCUGUUGGGAUUACCGGAACCAGUUGUGAAAAUCAUUCCGGAUCACGCAGACGGUGUCUAUACGCAGAACGACAAAAUUCUGAUCAACUGUUCGGUGCCUGUCGAUAUCACUAAAGGACAUUUGAAUAUCGAUCUUAGUGCUGGAACCCAUUCGGCCAGUAAUGACCAUGGUGUCUCAUGGGUAGCUGAGGAACUGGAAGCGGAUUCGUCCGUCGACACCGUCACUUGUGCGGUAACGGAUACAGAUGGUCGUCAGAAUGUCGCCAUGCGACACUUACUUGUAAGAUUUGCCAAAAUGGACAAGGAGAAAGUGAGAGCGUUCGACGAUCAGUCAGCUGAUCUUACUUGCACUGGCUUUCCAUCGCCGGCAAUCCGUUUCGAAAUUGAAGGCAAAGCGGUAAAGGGAGAAACACGCGUGAAAGUCAUCGCCAUGAACACCUAUCGUGCUACACUACAUGUUCGUCCAGCGACUCAAACAGAGUCACUCUUGUGUUUCACUUUCCCAUUUUUUGCUUGCUUACUGGUCAUCUCGCGUGAACUGUUGCCAGUGAACCCGAGAUUGAUCCUGUCCUGUUGCGAGAAGGAGCAAAUCGAAGGGGAUUGUCUACAGGCGUGUUCCAUCGGAAAAGUGCGUAUUAUCAGUACAGUCAGACACGAGGUUGUUAAUAUAGAAUUUAUUAGAACACAAUUGCUGACGUUU